UUGAUUAAUACUCGUAUGGACACUUAUAAACUUGCGCGCAUGCGCAUACAUUGUUUUCGAACGAAGAGGACGUAUGUAAUAUAAAACAGUUCUAUAGUGAGCGGGAAACAGACCACUUGUUUAAACAGAUAUAAAGUAUAUAAAUAUGGCGAAUGAAUAUUUAAAGAACAAGUGGAGAAUGUGGUUUGGGGCCAUCGAUGCAGAGCAUAAACAUAAACUUUCGCAUGAUGAUAUAACUGCAAAAGAGAAUAGAUUCGUCAUACUUAACCACAUUGAGGGAGACCAAAGGAAACAGGUGAUGGCGACAAUAGAUAAACAGGUUAACGAAAAUGUAUUCUACGGAAAGCCGGGACCGAUCUCUGAAGAUGAGUUUGUAGCCAUGCAAGAUGAAGACUUUAAAGCCGACAAGGAGCAAUACAUUGCUAAACGACGAAAUUAUUUCACCAUUCUUUUCCAGACCAUGAAUUUGUCCGAAGAGGGUGUUACUGAAGAAGUAUUUGUGAACGCAUUUAGAGCCAGUGGCCACGAUAACAUAGCGCUUGAUAAACAGUUCUAUCAUUUGUACAAUCCAGUCGAUGGAAAAGUGCCAUUGAGCGCCUUGAUCGAUUCAUGGGUCCAGUUCACAACUUGUGAGGACAGCUCUAAACCGGACAUUGUCAAAACUGGCCUGGAAACCGGCGUGUAAACACUAACACUGCAUUUUAAGUAAUUGAUUCUAGUGUUGCAUUUCACGAUAUACAUUUCGUUAUCAGGAAAUGUCUGUCAGUCUGUGUUCCGGUGAUGGACUAGCCUAACACAUACUUUGUCAAAACUGAUUUUUACAGGUCUAUGUAACAUUCAUAAUCAUAUGUUUACUUAGACAUUGAAAAUUUGGAUGCUGCUUUUUUAAUUAUCUCGUGUAACAUUAACCUAUACAUGGUGUAGCGAAUUGUCAAUAACCACUUUUUAAAUCAAAAUACAAAACUUAAUAAUGUUCUAAAUGAUAUAUCGUAAGCUUAAUGAUGCUUCCAAAGUUUCUAGAUAUGUAUGUACUUAAAAAAUCGUUGUGCAAUAUUUCUCAAAAGUAGCAUAAUUAAUCAUGUAUGUGUACUGUGACCAAUUUAUUCUUUUAUAUGUGUUGGCAAAAAAUAGAAGCACUAAAAUUAUAGCGAAACUUUUAAUAAGUUACAGCAUUAUUAUUAUACUCAUUUAAGACAAAUGUAUGGUUUAAAUUAGUAUACAAAUAUCCUUGUGUCAGAAUACAAGUUGUAACAUUCAUUAGUUCAAAUAUUAAUCAUCUAAGUACAGCUAUAUAAUUAAUUCAAUAAACUCUUUAUACUUUU
Ruditapes philippinarum (Manila clam) is the source of this 1322-nucleotide messenger RNA. Its product is annotated as sarcoplasmic calcium-binding protein-like. The transcript has 3 exons. Bases 146 to 685 code for a protein of 179 amino acids. NCBI's taxonomy places the organism in Eukaryota, Metazoa, Mollusca, Bivalvia, Venerida, Veneridae. The record is from RefSeq and is a predicted model, not a curated record.